This is a messenger RNA of Geodia barretti, 573 nucleotides long. The record is from the annotation of a GenBank genome assembly. NCBI's taxonomy places the organism in Eukaryota, Metazoa, Porifera, Demospongiae, Tetractinellida, Geodiidae.
AUGAAUUCAUCUAAUGAACAGAUUAUCUUUGAAGACAACUUCGACGGUCAACUCGAUGAAGGCUGGUCGUGGCUGCGGGAAGAUUCGGACGAUUGGCGUUUCCGGGACGGCGGACUGGAGAUUCGUGUCCAACCCGGCGUGGCGGAUACGGUCAGGAAUGCGCUGUUGAGAACCGCACCAGACCGUAAUGAUGGCACUUAUGCCAUCGAAGUAACUAUCACCAACCAUACCCUUCCCAUCCAACAGUACGAGCAGGCAGGGAUUACGUGGUAUAACAACGGCAAGCCGGUCUUUAAGGAGGUUAAGGAACUUAUUGACGGUGAUCUCUACAUCAUCCCCGGUAGAGCAGCGAUGGCAGCGAAGACUGUCCGGCUGCGCCUAUUGGUUACCGCUGAUUCGUGGGAAGCGCAGUAUUGCCCCUCAGGCGACACAGAAUUCCAAACGGCGGCGACGGGAGAACUGCCUCCACCGGGCGAGGAUCAAGUGAGCAUCCAGUGCUACAACGGUCCGCCGGAGGCAGAACAUUGGAUUCGCUUCGAGAAUUUUUGUAUUAAACUGCUAAAUUCCGAUUAG